CCAGAACGUUUCAGGCUCGCGCGCCGGAAGUGAUGUCGAGAAGAGGCCGGGAGCGGAAGUAGGACUAUUGCAGCGCCUAUUACCGCGAGAGGGGGGCGUCGGCCAUGCGGUUCAACGAGCGGGAGUUGCUCUCGCUCUCGCGGCAGCCGGCGGAGAAAGCCGCCGAGGUGCUCAUGCGGGCGCCCAAGAAGGGAAGCCCCCUGAAGAAGCGCCUGGUGAAACUGGUGGUCAACUUCCUCUUUUAUUUUCGUACGGACGAAGCCGAGCCUAUUGGCGCUUUGCUGCUGGAACACUGCCGGAUCAACCAAGAGGAAGACACAGUCUUUUCCAUCAGUUUCUUAGAGGAGCCAGCCAGGAAAUACUACUUCGAGUGCGACACAGAGGAGCAAUGCCAGGAAUGGAUUGAAGUGCUGCGAAGGGCCAGUUAUGAGUUCAUGAGGAGCAGCUUGAUUUUCUAUCGCAAUGAGAUCCAGAAGAUGACCGGAAAGGAUCCCUUGGAGCAGUAUGGCAUUUCGAAAGAAGCCCGCUUCCAGUUGGGGGCAAGGAAGGUGUGAUCUUGAACGUGUGGCACUCCAACUCCCAUCUUCCAUGGCCCAAAUCUCCUCCUCGGGGUCUGUUUUUGCAGCUGAAAUGUUGACCAACCGAGUCUCCCUUUCGAGUCCAUGGGGAGAUCUUAUAUCACUAUUCCUUCCUUUGUUGGCAGCUUGAAUGUAUUUCCAAACCUGCUGUGAAAACAUGUUACGUCAGGGCAUUUUCAAUACUUAGGAUAGAAAUACGGCAUAGAGGAUUGUGAGCUCAGCCUGGACCCAUUUACACCCGGACAUCUUCCCUUUCUCCCCACUGAGUAGCCGGUUUUUAUUCUACACAUGCAAUGAAGAGAUUGCUUUCUCUGUGAAAUAUCUGCUUAUUCUUUUUGUACACUAAUGUCAUUGUUUUCCUCACUAAAUAAAAUAUCUUGCCUUGUUUAAA
Molecule: messenger RNA, 969 nt
Organism: Anolis sagrei ordinatus
Lineage: Eukaryota; Metazoa; Chordata; Lepidosauria; Squamata; Anolidae
Gene: PLEKHJ1
Product: pleckstrin homology domain containing J1
Biological process (GO): receptor recycling; retrograde transport, endosome to Golgi; endosome organization
Cellular component (GO): trans-Golgi network; recycling endosome; early endosome
Source: RefSeq, a predicted model, not a curated record